AUGGCAGGGCUGUGUGGGCAUGUGCGAAUUCCAGCCCCAGGGCCCAGCCCGGUCUCAGCCCAAAGUGAGCUCGGAGUACCGGCCGUAGGCAAGCGUGUAGAAGGUUCUCAUCGCUUUGUCAUCCUUUGCAAACCACAGACAGCGCUCUCUUCUGCUUGGUGCAUUCUGCUGGUGAGCUGCAUCUGCAUUCAGCCUCGCCCCGUCGAAGCACUUGUUCUUGAGCGGCGUCCUCGUCUCGGAAGCUCAGGUUUUUCAAGAUCCCCCGAAGUCCCGCAAAUCGCUCCUGAGACCCCUGUGCUGUGGCCUGGACAGCAUAAAUCCCUAGUCGUUGUAGUUUUGCUGCAUCAGCCCUUGCCGUGUUGCCGCAUGGCAGCAGCAGAUGAUGACUUGGUGGCCUUGAACGACCGGCUGGAAGAAAGCAAAGAGGCCCGUGGACUGCGUGGAGGUUUAGGCCGUGUCAAAGGUGCACAGCAGACUCCCUGGGGACAGGGCUUCUUUCUUUCAGCAAAGACCAAAUGGGAGCCCGCCGGAAGCGAUCCAUUGUACAAGCGAUUUACCCGCGGCCCAGUCUUGGGAGAAGCCAAGGCCGACGCUGACAUUUGGCGCAGGCACGCAGAGGUAGCACUGACAGAAGCAGGUGGUGAGAUGACUUGGCAGGAGCUUCGGGAUGAGGUCGUGGCUCGAAGACGCAAGGACUUCGCCCAAGGAGACCAAGUCAUGGAAUUCAAGUACGGCGCCGCCCGCGGCAAAGCAGGAGACCAGGUUGACACGUCGCUGUGGCCAUUCAUGGCACUGGCUUAUCUGCCCGAGAAGUUCCUCAGCGAAGAGGUAGAGCAAAUGUCGCCGGUUCAAGAUCGAUACGCUAGAAGGCUGAAGCUCCAUGUGAAGCUGCAGGCUCCCGGCCCCGGAGAGCGGUUUGCAGUCCUCGGAUCCCACGAGGCAUUUGGAUACUGGAAUCUCAGCUCUGGGGUGCAGCUGGAAUGGAGAGGUAGUGCCUGGGAGACCCCGGCUCCAAUUCCAAUCUCCCCUUGCGAGCGCGUGGAAUUUAAAUUUGUCCGCGUUCGGCCUGGUGGAUUGGACUGGGAGAGUGGCCCUAAUAGGGUCACGGAGUUCCCAAAUUACAAGGGUGAUUUGUGUCUCCAGGGGAUUUUCAACGGCGAAAGCAUACUUCAACCGAGCGACGUGGACGAUGCUGAGGGUAUCUCAACGCCAGAUACCAUGCCAUCGGCACGGGUGGAAGAUGACGCAGACUUGUGGCAGAUGCGAUACCAGGAGGCUGUCAAACAGCUCACUGCUCUGCAGCGCAAUGUGGCAAACCGGCAGCAAGAGCAGGAGAAGCACCGACGAGAUCAUGCAGAGGUCAAGCGUGAUCUUCUGAGGAAGAUCAAGGAUGCUCAUCGUGAGGCCGCCAGUCUGUCCAGGCAGCCACCAGAGGAUGCUUCAUCCCCAGAAAGCGUCCAGUCCGCUGGAGCGGAAGAAGACGCGGAUCUGUGGAAGCGCCGGUUCGAGGCCUCCGUGACGUCACUGACGGACCGUCAACGAGAAGUGGCAGUCCAUCGUCAGGAGCUUGAGAGACGCCGGGCCGAACAUACGGAGGUCACUGACAGUCUGUGGAGGCAGAUUAAGGACGCACAACAGGAGGCGCGGGGACUGUCUGGACUUUCGCAUGAGGAGGUGUCUGCGCGGCUGGAGGAAAGCGCUCAGCUUCAGCGGCUGGAGGCGCCAGACAUUGCUACAAUUCCGUCGCCCUCCUUCGCGUCCUCCGUGCAGUCAACACCCUCCAGGGCACAUGGAAAGGCGACACCUCAAAGGAGAGCCGGCCUCCACUUUUCGAGUCCCCGUCUCGAGACAGGGCGCGAACCUCCGAAAGUCUUGCCUUCAGCGGUUCGAAGGGAGCAGCAGUCUGCACGCCGAGAUGGACGGGUUCCGGAAGUUUUCCCAGCAGGCGUGCCGCCUGUUGGCCAUCACUCCUCUGCACUGGAGACAUGGCGCCGAAACGGUCCUCGAUCUUCCAAGUCGGAGACGGCGCUUGCAGCGCUGCGAGCUGCCAAAGGAGCAUCCCCUGUUUCGCCGCACAGUGGGGAAGAGGAAGAUUCUCAGCGCCAGAACCAGAUCGAGAAAGAGGCGUCCUCAUCAAGCAUGGGUUCUGGCCAGCGGUAUGAGCGCGUCACAAGGCCUGGCGCUGGCAACCCGGAGGAGACAAAGGAGGCAGAGCCCUCAGAGUCUCGAGCAGAAAGUGACCAAAGCGCCGUGGUGGUCUCCAAAGAGGUGGCUGCAGCCUUUGCUUCCGCCAAAGCCCGACUGGCCAGGCUAAAGCCGGUAAAGGAGGCUGGAACCAGCGAUGACUGA
This is a messenger RNA of Symbiodinium sp. CCMP2592, 2349 nucleotides long. NCBI's taxonomy places the organism in Eukaryota, Dinophyceae, Suessiales, Symbiodiniaceae. The record is from the annotation of a GenBank genome assembly.